This is a messenger RNA of Orycteropus afer afer, 2495 nucleotides long. It is a transcript of the gene KLF4, whose product is annotated as Kruppel like factor 4. NCBI's taxonomy places the organism in Eukaryota, Metazoa, Chordata, Mammalia, Tubulidentata, Orycteropodidae. Gene Ontology annotation, biological process: regulation of transcription by RNA polymerase II. The record is from RefSeq and is a predicted model, not a curated record. Gene Ontology annotation, molecular function: RNA polymerase II cis-regulatory region sequence-specific DNA binding; DNA-binding transcription factor activity, RNA polymerase II-specific.
UUUAAUCCAAAGAAGACGGAUUUUGGGCAGUGUGGGGUUUCUGAUUUUGGCUUCGCUUCUAAGUCUUUUUAAUCUUCAUUGAUUUUGGGGUUCGGGUACCCCAUCUGCUGCGGGCUCCCGAGGACCGUCUGGGCCUCCACAUUAAUGAGGCAGCCACCUGGCGAGUCUGACAUGGCUGUCAGCGACGCGCUCCUCCCGUCCUUCUCCACGUUCGCGUCCGGCCCAGCGGGAAGGGAGAAGACACUGCGGCCAGCAGGUGCCCCGAAUAACCGCUGGCAGGAGGAACUCUCGCACAUGAAGCGACUUCCUCCUGUGCUUCCCGGCCGCCCCUACGACCUGGCGGCGGCGACGGUGGCUGCCGACCUGGAGAGCGGCGGAGCCGGCGCGGCUUGCGGUGGCAGCAACCCUGCGCUCCUGUCCCGGAGGGAGACGGAGGAGUUCAACGAUCUCCUGGACCUGGAUUUUAUUCUCUCCAAUUCGCUGUCCCAUCAGGAGGCGGUGGCCGCCACGGUAUCCUCUUCGGCUUCAGCCUCAUCCUCGUCCUCCCCUUCGAGCAGCGGCCCGGCCAGCGCGCCCUCCACCUGCAGCUUCAGCUACCCGCUCCGGGCCGGGGGAGACCCCGGCGUGGCGCCGGGCAGCUCGGGCGGCGGCCUCCUCUAUGGCCGGGAGUCUGCGCCCCCUCCCACGGCGCCCUUCAACCUGGCGGACAUCAACGAUGUGAGCCCUUCGGGCGGCUUCGUGGCUGAGCUCCUCCGGCCCGAAUUGGACCCAGUGUACAUUCCGCCGCAACAGCCGCCGCCGCCAGGGGGCGGGCUGCUCGGCAAGUUCGUAUUGAAGUCUUCGCUGAGCGCCCCCGGCAGCGAGUACGGCAGCCCGUCAGUCAUCAGUGUUAGCAAAGGCAGCCCCGACAGCAGCCACCCGGUGGUGGUGGCGCCCUACAGCGGCGGGCCGCCGCGCAUAUGCCCCAAGAUCAAACAGGAGGCGGUCUCGUCGUGCACCGUCGGCCGGCCCCUGGAGGCCCACCUGAGCGCCGGACCUCCGCUCAGUAAUGGCCACCGGCCUCCCGCACACGACUUCCCCCUGGGGCGGCAGCUCCCUACCAGGACUACCCCGACCCUGGGUGCCGAGGAACUGCUGAGCAGCAGGGACUGUCACCCGGCGCUGCCGCUGCCCCCUGGCUUCCAUCCCCACCCCGGGCCCAAUUACCCACCCUUCCUGCCAGACCAGCUGCAGACGCAGGUACCACCGCUCCAUUAUCAAGAGCUCAUGCCACCGGGUUCCUGCAUGCCGGAGGAACCCAAGCCAAAGAGGGGAAGGAGGUCAUGGCCCCGGAAAAGAACGGCCACGCAUACUUGUGAUUAUGCUGGCUGCGGCAAAACCUACACGAAGAGUUCUCAUCUCAAGGCACACCUGCGAACCCACACAGGUGAGAAACCUUACCACUGUGACUGGGACGGCUGUGGGUGGAAAUUUGCCCGCUCCGAUGAACUGACACGGCACUACCGCAAACACACCGGGCACCGCCCCUUCCAGUGCCAGAAGUGCGACCGGGCGUUUUCCAGGUCGGACCACCUUGCCUUACACAUGAAGAGGCACUUUUGAAUCCCAGACAGUGGCUGUGACCCACAUUGCCAGAAGAGAAUUCAGUAUUUUUCCCUUUCACACUGUCUUCCCGGGGAGGGGAAGGAACCCAGCCGGAAAGCACUACAACCAUGGUCAAGUUCCCAACAGAGUCACCUUGUAAUGGAUAAUCAGGAGACAUGCGGAAACCAAAAGACGAAAAAUUAAAGAACUGAUAGGGCCUGUGACUGAAUCUUCUAUCAUUCCAAUCCAAAUCCAACUUGAAUAUUCCUGGACUCAGAAAACGCCAAGGGGGAUGACUGGAAGUUGUGGAUAUCAGGGUAUCAAAUAGAUCCAUGAAUUGGGGGGAGGAAUGGAAACACAUUCCCUUGAAUUGUGUUUGAUGCAAUAGAAGUAUAAAGAUCACCUUGUAUUCUUUGCCUUCUAAAAGCCAUUAUGAUGUUAGAAGAAAAGGAAGAAAUUCAGGUACAGAAAAUGUGUUUAGCCUAAAUGAUGGUGCUUAGUGAGUCUUGGUUCUAAAGGUACCAAACGAGGAAGCCAAAGUUCUCAAACUGCUGCAUACUUUGACAAGGAAAAUCUAUUUUUGUCUUCCGAUCCACGUUUAUGACCUAAGUCAGGUAAAUACACCUGGUUUACUUCUUUAACAUUUUUUUAUGCAGACAGUCUUGUUGUAUGCACUGUGGUCUCAGAUGUGCAAUAAUUUGUACAAUGGUUUAUUCCCAAGUAUGCCUUAAGCAGAACAAAUGUGUUUUUCUAUAUAGUUCCUUGCCUUAAUAAAUAUGUAAUAUAAACUUAAGCAAACUUCUAUUUUGUAUAUUUGUAAACUACAAAGUAAAAAAAAAUGAACAUUUUGUGGAGUUUGUAUUUUGCAUACUCAAGGUGAGAAUUAAGUUUUAAAUAAACCUAUUUUAUCU